Camellia sinensis is the source of this 644-nucleotide messenger RNA. The record is from RefSeq and is a predicted model, not a curated record. Lineage: Eukaryota; Viridiplantae; Streptophyta; Magnoliopsida; Ericales; Theaceae.
AGUCUCUGGUUGCUGGAUUGAUGUGGCUUGGUUUAAAGGAUGGAAGAUAUUUCAUGCGACAUGUCUGCCAAGAUUCAGAUGAAUUGAAGACAUAUGGUUGGACGUGUCACAAUGGACGGGAUUAUGGACGUCAAUGCUAGUUGACCAAGAUAUGACAUUGAUGACAAGUUUUUUGAAAUCCAAAGAAGAUGGCAGUGGCUAUGGAGGGGACUGGGCAGUUCGAAUUGAUGUGCAAAGUGAGAAAUCCAAGCUUAGUGAGGAGAUGCAAACUGUGCACCUUUUCUUCUAUCUUGCGGAUGAAGAUGGGAACGCUUUGAGUUUGAGUAGGGAGACCUUGAACAUUCGUGAGAAUUCUCUCCUGGCUUUUGGAUCACAAACAGAUGUUGGCAGUUGGAAUCUAAAUUUAGAAUCAAUGGAUGAUGUGGAAGUCCAUUAUUCUGGCUUCAGGACAUCUCACAUUCACAAUUUAUCAGACCUUGUCCAGCAAAAUCUUGGAGCCCAAGUGAGGAAGUUUGGUCGUUUGCAACUCUCAGACACUACCGAUGAUUCUUCAAACAUUUUAGUAUUUCAGGUAGGCAGUUAGGGAGGUAACAGGUUACAUGUGUCCACGGACUAUGAUUGUCAUUCUCAGGUUUCUAUUUCUC